CUGCUGCAUACACGCACCGCCAUAUGUUACAUGCUGUUUCUUUAUUAAUAUUGGAAAAUUCUCUCUCUAACAUAUUAAUUGCGCGACAACUCUGAGAUGGGCGAAGAGGUGACCGGAGCGGCGGCAUGUGCGACUGAGGCGACGGCGCAGGAAGACGACGGCGCCGUGGUGGCGUCGUGGCUGGUGGUGGACGACGAAACGACGUCCGAGCUAUCGGAGUUUCUGGAGCUUUUCGAGGGGCCUCCGCCGCCGUUCAGGGUGAGGUUCAUCGACAACCCCUACUCCUCACCGGUGGUAGUCCAGUCUUCGUCGGCUUACGUCACCAUAAACGGCAACGAGGAGUCCUGCGGCUCCUCCUUCUCCGACUCCGAUUCCUCCGUCAUGGCUAGCGUCGACGUCGGCGGCGCCUGGAUCUUUGGCGCCGCCGAGGCGCGUGGUCGGGAAGCUGACGUGGAGUUGGGAGGGUUUUUGACGGACGGCGAAGAUGGUGGAGGAGACGCGACGUUGGUGGAGUUUCUCGGGGGAAUAUUUGACUGAUUAAAAAAAAUCGAAAAACCAGAAAAGGAUAAGAGAGUUGACUAGGGUUUUGACUGUUAAUUGCUGGGGGUUUUGUGUUUUGGCAGUUGAGAUUUUGGGGGUAUUUUGAUGUAUAUGACACAUUUUGGAUGGGUGAAUUGUAAAGAAAAAAAUGUGUAGUUGAAAGAUUUUAGUUUAUA
Molecule: messenger RNA, 716 nt
Organism: Salvia miltiorrhiza (redroot sage)
Lineage: Eukaryota; Viridiplantae; Streptophyta; Magnoliopsida; Lamiales; Lamiaceae
Exons: 1
Coding region: 97-537 (146 amino acids)
Source: RefSeq, a predicted model, not a curated record